AUGGCUCUGUACGAAUUCCGGCAGGUUCCGGGACGUGGAACGGCGACGUUCGCGACGAAUAACAUUCCACGCGGCACCAAGAUCAUGGAGGAAAUGCCGAUCUUGGUCAUACAGCGUCGAGAGGAGGGAAGCAAUCCCUUCAGCGUUUGGAGCCACUUCCUCUUGCGGUCUCAGGAUGAGCGGGAAGCCUAUCUGAAGUUGUUUCCCUCGACCCCAAACUUGGAAACGGCUCGCACGACGAUCAGGAACAAGCUGGGCGAUAGCCUGGAGAAGUGGACGCAAGACCUCGAAGACAUCGCUUACGUCACGGCGAUCUACUGGACCAACAGCUUCGGGGCGUCCGGCCAUUCUGACUUCGAUGGGGCUGUGUACGAGCUCAACAGUAGGCUGAACCACAAUUGCGCCAACAACAUGAUGCAGACCGCCUAUGCUGACGGAUCACAGGCUAUGGAGGCAACGCGCAAUAUCACAGCAGGAGAAGAGCUGUUUUGCACGUACGUCGACGUCGAUAGCUACGAAACGCGCCAGGACAAGCUCAGCAGCUACGGCUUCAAGUGCGCGUGCCCGCUUUGCACGAUUGAGAAGUAUAUCGACGGCACGCCAAAUAUCAAGGUCGAAGUAUCCGGACGUACGGUGGACAGGGACGAGCUGGAAGCAAUCGUCUGUUACUUCCAGAUCUGGUUCCAGUACAUUCAACUGGCCAAAAGGGAAGACAAGCGGCUCAAGCAGUGCGACUUGUAUGAGAUCUCCAUCAACGAUGUAGUUCCUCAUUCCGAAGUCGUGCUCGAGUUUCUCCUCCAGCUGUUGCGCUUGGAGGAUCCAGUUGGCGAUCCUGUGUCGUACGAAUUGGCCCUCAAGAACCUCGACUACUGGCGCAAAGUGGUGGCUGAUCUGCGGGGUAGGUACGGCUCAAAGUAA
This is a messenger RNA of Lasiodiplodia theobromae, 918 nucleotides long. RefSeq names its product Set domain containing protein. Gene Ontology annotation, molecular function: protein binding. The record is from RefSeq and is a predicted model, not a curated record. NCBI's taxonomy places the organism in Eukaryota, Fungi, Ascomycota, Dothideomycetes, Botryosphaeriales, Botryosphaeriaceae. The transcript has a single exon. Bases 1 to 918 code for a protein of 305 amino acids.